Molecule: messenger RNA, 740 nt
Organism: Saccostrea cuccullata (small rock oyster)
Lineage: Eukaryota; Metazoa; Mollusca; Bivalvia; Ostreida; Ostreidae
Product: U7 snRNA-associated Sm-like protein LSm10
Exons: 1
Coding region: 16-462 (148 amino acids)
Biological process (GO): mRNA 3'-end processing by stem-loop binding and cleavage
Cellular component (GO): nuclear body; cytoplasmic U snRNP body
Molecular function (GO): U7 snRNA binding; histone pre-mRNA DCP binding
Source: RefSeq, a predicted model, not a curated record
UACAAACAUGCAAGCAUGGCAGCAAGUGAAAGAGAAAAAUACUUGGUAAGGAACACAUUAAUCUCGCUUUUAAAGGCUGUAGAAGGAAAAGUAACUACAAUAGAGCUGAGGAAUGAAAAUUCUGUCACCGGAAGAGUAGAAGAUGUGGACGCAUUUAUGAACAUUGUAAUGAGAAAUGUUGUGUUCAGAUCAUUCAGAGGAACAUCACAAAACUUCUCCAGUUUUUUCGUUCAAGGACAAAAUGUUAGAUACGUGCAUAUUCCAGACGAGAUCGACAUGAGAGCAGCGAUAGACCACCAGGUUAACAAAGGCUGGCGAAUGAGAACUAAGAUUGCGCGUGAUGUAAGAGAAGCUGCUAAAGUAAGAAUUACCAAGAGGGGACUGCAGGCAAAGAAGGAGGAGACUCUUAGACAAAGAAAGAAAGAGUUUGAAGAAAAGAAGAAUAUUCCACAAAAAAAUUAACUUUUUGGUUCAUGAAAGAAUUUAUUUUGCAAUACUGUUGAGCAGUUAUACAUGUUAUAUAUCCUAACAAAGGGACAAUCUUGUUGACAAAAAUAAAGUGGUGAAAAUAAAUUUGUCUUCAGUGGAUGAGCAUGUAGAUAUGUGGUCUUUUGAAAUACUAUAGGUAAACAUACAUGCAUAUUAAAACACUGAAGACAGAUCAGUUGAGACUGUACAUGAUAAAUGAAUUUGGCAUUAGAUGUUUAUUAUAUUGCAAUGCAAUAAAGGAUUAGAAUGCA